Messenger RNA from Chara braunii, 2442 nucleotides. Lineage: Eukaryota; Viridiplantae; Streptophyta; Charophyceae; Charales; Characeae. The record is from the annotation of a GenBank genome assembly.
UCACUCCGAUACACACACACACACAGACACAGAGAUAGAUAGAUAGAGAGAGAGAGAGAGAGAGAGAGAGAGAGAGAGAGAGAGAGAGAGAGAGAGAGAGAGAGGUGGAUGGUGGAGGCAGGAUGAGAUUCGUGUUUAUGUGUGCGACGACACUGGCGGCGAUCUUCGUCCUCGCGAAGCGGCGGCUGGCGGCCCGACGAUUGCAGUCAGGUGAAGGGCAGGGAAAAGGACAAGGCGGCGCGCAGGGAAAACGACAAGUGGAUUUAAUCGAGAUGGAAAUAGCGCAAACGUUCAUCAUGAAUAAGCCGACUGUCGCAACCGCUGACGUGGACGAGCAGUCGCUCUUCUCAGGGGUCGUCUCCUUUAGCUCGCAAACUUUUGCCGCCUAUCGCGCUCUCGAAUCAAGAGACCCAGAUGGGUUGUUUUUCGAUCCUCUAGCGGAGAGAUUAGCUGGGGUGAAGGCAAUGCAGGAGGUUGCAGAGAGAGGAGCGGAAGCUGUUGCCCGAUUUGCAGUUCGAACGAGAUGGGUGGACGAUGCUCUCCGGAGUGCAAUAAAGAGAACCAUGGAUGAACCGACAACCAGCCCUGCGAUUUCUGAGGAGAAGAAGCGGCGCCAAAGCAAGCUACUUGACGCGAUCGCAGAAGAACUAUCCGCCGUUUCGAUUGCCGACGAGAACGGAGAUGGAAACAAAAACGGAGCAGCAGACUUUUCCACCUCGGGCGAGUCUGACGCGGCUGCAUCGCAGAGCGACGAGAUGAUGGCGGCGGUGGAGUCUGACGUCGCAACGGUGUCAGAAAGCAAAGCCAAUGGGAAGCAAUGCGAUCAGGAGGGAGAGGAUGACGGAUCCUCGAGGAGAAAGGACAAGCGACCUGUGACGACAUCGGCCUCCAACGAAGAGUCGUCGAGUGCCCAAACCUAUGAUCCCCGCACAUCCAACGGUGUUGUCCACUUGUCUGACAUGUCCGGCAAUCAGAUCGGCUUUCAAGGCGACGUUGCUGGCAAUGGCGACGCUGUAAGAGAUGCCGAUAUGCACCCCGCAGCAAGCGUGGCGGCUGCCCUUGAACCCGAACGUGCCAACUCCCUCGGACAGAAGAGGAACGGAAUGGUUGGGAUCCCAACCAUUCCUUCGAUCCCGGGGGUUGUCGAAGAGGACAUAUCGCAAUGGUACUCGGCGGGAGUUGGGAUCCCAACCGAGUACCAUCCGAGUGAGAGCGGGUUGAUGAGAGGCCAAUUGGAGUGCCAGGUUGUCAUCCUCGGGGCAGGCAUGGAUGCGCGUGCGUGGCGACUGCUUGGACAGGCCACGUCGGCAAACAGCCCAAAGGCCUCUGUCAUCUUUGAGGUGGAUCGCGCGGACGUGAUUAGAGCCAAGGAAGUGAUUCUGGCAAAGAUUGCAGCAGAGGGUAAGCUCCCAGUGCUGCAAUUGGCCGAGCAGCGCGUGGCAGUGGCUGCCGACCUGCAGAGCGACAAUUGGUAUGCAGCUUUGCGAAGCGCGGGAUUUGAAGUCGGGAAGCCUACCGUUUGGUUAAUGGAAGGUUUGCUCAUGUAUUUGAAAGAAGAUAGUGUUCUUGUGAUGAUGAACUUAAUCACGAUGGCAUCUUCGCCGGGGAGCUCGAUAGUUACAACUGGGGUGUCCUGGGAAGCUGUGAAGAAAGGCAAGGCAUCCUCUCACGGCUUGAUGAGGGAGUGGAAAUGGGGCUGCGAUAACCCCGAAGCGUUUUUUUCAAGUCUCGGGUGGAGGAUCGUUGAUGCCAGUGAUCCAUACACAUCAGGUUUGCAAUGGGGAAGGAGUGUCGUAUCGCGUAGAAAUCGUCAAGGGAGGCCAGCAGAGCCAGGGAAGCCCAAGGGGGUUUGGUAUAUUUAUGCGAUGCUUUAGUGAAUAAAUAAUUACAAUAAUUAAAUAAUAAAUAUGCUCAUUCUUCCUACCACCUACCAUCCUCCACCCCUCCUCCUCCUCCUUCCUGCCUUGCUGAUUCAUCCCCCCUUUCAGGGAAGCCUAAGGGGGUCUGUUUUCAACAUUUCAGCUUCUCGCCGUUAUACCGUUCCUUUGCCUGAGAUUGGUUAACUCCAGAGCUUUUUCUUCUUCUUCUUCUUCACUGUCAAGAAAGCCCGGCCACCGAUUCUGCGCCGUUAUAUCUUGAUUGGCGCCCCGAGAUGGGUGGCUUAUGUUGAGAGAGGUAUGAUGAUUCAGAGUGAACCCUCCCUCAGGUAUAUUACUCUUUUGAGAGAGGGUUUGAUUUCUAGACAAGCAGACAGACAGACAGACAUACAUGCCCAAUGAGCUGUGGCGAGGGUGCAUAGUAGGGCACAUGUUUCUGUGCUCUGCAACUUCUGCUAGCAUUUCUUCAUUCGAUGCCAGCAAUGGCCUACUCAUCGUUGUCGCAUUCAUUCAGUUACAUCUAUCUAUAUCACCCAUGGUCCCAUGGUCCCAUGCCCUUUCACUG